Diabrotica virgifera virgifera (western corn rootworm) is the source of this 2208-nucleotide messenger RNA. RefSeq lists its product as uncharacterized. Gene Ontology annotation, biological process: regulation of transcription by RNA polymerase II. The record is from RefSeq and is a predicted model, not a curated record. The coding region runs from base 140 to 988 and encodes 282 amino acids. NCBI's taxonomy places the organism in Eukaryota, Metazoa, Arthropoda, Insecta, Coleoptera, Chrysomelidae. Gene Ontology annotation, molecular function: DNA binding. Gene Ontology annotation, cellular component: nucleus; transcription regulator complex. The transcript has 2 exons.
CGUAGCGGAGUGGUGGUAUUUUGGAAAUGGCGUGGCGCCAGUCUCUUGCCACUAAUCGACAGUCGGUUAGUAAUUUUCGAGUGGUCACCACGUUGAGUUUGUGUUGCAAUUUAUAGGAAGUACUUAAAAUUUUAAAAUCAUGCAAGACGAUCAACAAUUUAACAUAAAAUUUGUAGGCCUUGUAGAGGCUCAUCCAUGUCUUUAUGACAGUACACUGGAUGAGUAUCGCAUGAGUCAUUUGCAAGAGCGAGCCUGGACAGAAAUUGUUAAGAACAUUGGAGAAGGAGCUACUAUCGCAGAAUGCAAAAAUAGAUGGAAGAAUCUACGAGGAAGCUACACCAAACAUUUGAAGAAAUGUGUAGCAUCUGAAUCUGGCGUAUCAGUACCACGACCCUACUAUCUAGCAGAAUAUAUAGGGUUCAUUUUACCCUUCACAAAGACACGCCAAGCUAAACCAAACAGUGCUGUACCGAGCAAUACAGAAAGCUGCUCAAGCAAUACAUUUAAUGAACAAUUUUAUACUCAAGAAAUUUUAACCGAUGAGUCUUCACAUAAAUCUGGAGAAGGGGAAGAAGAAGAGAGAGAAGAAGUCAGCCAGUAUGAUGAGCCAGAAAUAAUUUUAUCGAACCCACAACUUGUCUUGGAAAAAGACUAUUUUCUAGAAGAUCUUGAAAAAAGGACUCUUUCAAAAUCAUCAGUGAUUACUGAAAGCAAACUUAAAAAACUUAAAACUGCUCACGUAACAUUAGAAGAUGUUAAUAAGGUUGUAUUGGACUAUUUCGAGGAGAAUAAAAAGAAGCAAUCAACUAAUAGACCAUUUGAUUCAGCGAACGAUGAUGCAGAUGUUCAAUUUUUGUUGAGUUUAUUGCCAGACUUGAAAAAAAUGACGGACAGACAGAAACGCAAAUACAAAGUCGGAGUUCUAAAUCUUGCCGGUCAAAUCUUGGACGAAUCUGAAAUAGCCAAUACUGCAGUGAAUCAAUUUUGACCAACAUAGAGCAGCUACUCGUCGACACAUGUUCACGGUAUACCAUCUAGCCGGCGGCCCUCACAUCAUGCAACCUCUUAUGUCCACUGCUGGACAUAGGUCUCUCCCAUUUUCUCCACUCUCCACGGUUCUUUGCGUCUUGUUGUCAUUUCUUGGAUAUUCGUUUAAUGUCGUCCAUCCAGCGUGUUGGUGGUCGUCCUCGGCUGCGUUUGUCCUCUCUUGGGCGCCAGUCAAUUAGUUGUCUGGUCCAUCCAGUCCGAGUCUUUUAGUCUCGUUAAGUGACCUACCCAAUUCCAUUUCAGCUUGUCUAUACUCUAUACGUUCGACGACAUCAGUGAUACCUGUUCUUUUCCAUAGGUCUUGGUUCCUUAUUUUGUCUUUUUUUGUCACGCCGAGAAUCGGUCUUUCCGUGCGCCUUUGUACCGCAUUUUUAGUGCUGUUGUUUUUGUGAGCGUGAGAGUUUCUGCUCCGUAUGUCAUAAUAGGAAGAAAACAUUGGUCAAAUGUCUUCCGGUUCAUAGCUAUCGAGAUGCGUGAUCGGGAUGUUGCUCUUAAAAUAAAGAUGUCUCUUAGUGAACCAUGCGCGCCGCCCAAGCAAGUUUUAUUCGUCGUUGAAAUUCACAGGUCUGAUUAUCCUUGUUUAUUCAGAUUUCAUGACCGAGGUUUAAUGUACUUUUCUGUCAAUUCUACCACUUGAUUUUGGAUGCAUGUACCAACUAAUUAUAUUACACCUGUAUCUCAGGCAGGCUGCUCAUUUACGAUAAAACUAUCCAGACGUUUCGUUUCAUCAUCAUACAACCUCUUCUGUCCACUGCUGGACAUAGGUCUCUCCCAUUCUUCGCCACUCUUCACGGUUAUGUGCUUCUUGUUGCCAUUUCUUGGAUAUUCGGUUAAUGUCGUCCAUCCAGCGUGUUGGUGGUCGUCCUCUGCUGCGUUUUCUUCUCUUGGGCGCCAGUCAAUUAGUUUUCUGGUCCAUCUUGAGUCUUUCAGUCGCGCUAUGUGACCUGCCCAAUUCCAUUUCAGCUUGGCUAUACGUUCAACGACAUCAGUGAUUCCUGCAAGGAAAAGAACAGGACGUUUCGUUUACGACAGGGUAUUUAGCACCAUCACCAGUAGAAAAAGAAACCGUAAUAAUAAAUAUUCAGGAUACUUACCAAAUAAUUUUUAAAAUAAUAAAUUGUUUCUAUCUAUUUGAUUAAUAAAUACUCGUAUGCUAAUUAA